AUGACAGCACGUUGCCAAGGAGACGAACGCAACAGCAUGGCGGAGGAGCGCGCUGGUUCCAGCGAGGGCGACCUGGAGUGGUUGAGUAGCGAAUUGGAGCAGGAGAAGGAGAUGAGAGAUAUGCUUGAUCAAUCUGUUUCUGAGCUACGAAACACAGUAUCUCAACUGGAAAAACGAAUAGACAACAUUGAAGAUGAAGGAAAUGAAUGGAAAACCAGGUAUGAAACCCAACAGGAGCUUAAUCUACAACUAGCGAGGCAAAUCAGAACUUUAGAACAGAAAGUGGUGUUUACUCGUGGUAAUCCUGCAAACAGAUUGUCUUCUGUCCGUUCAUUUGAAGAGAUGUCAAUGGGUGCACUUCAACAAAUGAUAAAGCAACUGGACAAAGAAAAGAAAAGUCUUCUAAACCAGCUUAAAAAUUAUGAGUGGAGAAUAGAACAAGAAGCAAAGGCUUACCAUAAAGCCAAUGAUGAUCGUCACACUUACCUGACAGAAAUUGAACACACAUGCUUAUCAAUUGCAGCAGCAAAGAAACAGAAGGCAGUGGGGUCAAGGGAAAUGAACGUUUUGAUAGGAAAGUGCAAUGUACCAACCACAAAAAGGAUUUUAGAUCUCAAGAAAGGACCAAUUAAAAAGACUGCAGCAAUGAAGCAGCUUCCAAAAUUAAAACAUUGACGCUAGAAUACUGUUAUGGAACAGACAUGGUGUUUUGUGUGUCAGAGAAAGCUGUAUUUACAGUACUUGCAGCUCAUUUAGAGCAAUUGUUUAAUUGUUGCUGGGCCUAAGUUAUAUUUAGAUUUGGUUACCCUGGUGGUAAUUAUUUGUAGAUGUGAAAUAGGCAAUGUAUUUUUGUAAUAAUUGCAUUCCCACUUGAGUUUGUUUAAUUGCUGGUAAAAUCUCUGCUUUCAAUUAUUUCUUUGAAUGCCUGGUAGAAUUUUAGUUGAAUAACAGAUUUGGUGGUACUUUACCCCUCAGUGUGAUAAUCAUGGCUUCUACUUCUUUGCACUGCAGGGAUUAGCACACUUUAGUUUUUACUCUUUUUCAGACUUGGCAUCCUUCAUUUCAGACCUUACAUUCACUCCUGGGGAUAAUCAGACUACUGUAAAGAGUUAUCACUCUUUUUCACUCUGGCUUCAAAGUGACCUGAUUUUAUAACUCUACAGUUGCUUCUGUUAUUCUCUCACUCUCUCCUGUGCAUUAAAGAAACACAUAGAAAAUGCUGGAGGAACUCAGCAGGUGAGGCAGCAUCUAUGGAAAGGAAUAAGUGGUCAAUAUUUCGAGCUGGGACCCUUCAUCAGGACUGGAAAGGAAGGGGGAAGAAGCCAGAAUAAGUUGGGGGAGGGGAAGAGGUACAAGCUCAUAGAUGAUAGGUGAAGCCAGGAAGGUGGGGGAAGGGAAUGAAGUAAGAAGCAGGGAGGUGAUCGGUGGUAAAGGUAAAGACUUGGAAAAGAAGGAAUCUGAUAGGAGAGGAGAGUGGACCAUGCGAGAAAGGAGGAGGAGGGGUACUGGGGGAAGUGAUAGGCAGGUAAGAAGAGAACAGAUAAAGGGGAGCCAGAGUGGGGAAAGGAGGAAAAUACCGGAAGUUGGAAACAUCGAUGUUUAUGCCACCAGGUUGGAGGCGCCCCAGAUGGAAUAUGAGGUGUUACUCCUCCUAUAUGAGAAUGGCCUCCUUGUGAUAGAAGAGGAGGCCAUGGACUACCAAGACGUGACUUAUUAAGUUCCUUCAACAUUUUGUAUGGGAAACUCUGGAUCUGCAGAAUCUCGUGAUGAUGAUUUGCAUUAAAGUAUGCUCUUUCUGUAUGAAGCAUUUUUACCAUCCUUUCUUUCCUUUUAAAGUUACUGGUUUCACAAUAUGGAACAACCAUUCAGUUAAUAAGCCAUUUCUAGCUCUGCAGGGAUGUUCAAAGGUACAAUUUAAUGUCAGAGAAAUGUAUACAAUAUACAUCCUAAAAUGCUUUUUCUUCACAAACAUCCACGAAAACAGAGGAGUGCCCCAAAGAAUGAAUGAUGCUAAAUGUUAGAAUCCCAGUACCUUAAAGUGUUAAAAUUGUUUAUUGUUCUUGCUUAAGUAAUCAAUGCAUGUUUGAAUUAUGUAUUUAACAUACUGUAUUUACACUAUGUGAACAUAGCAAAAUAUCUCAAGACACUUCACAGUUGAAAAGGGAUCCAUGGCAAACUACCAUUCCAGAAGAGUGAAUAAAAUUAAGGAGCCUUGUUUUCAGAAGGUUUUUAAAAGAUGGGAAUUUGUGAACAAUGAAUUGCUUUAAAGGCACUGUUUCAAUGUGUGAAUCGCCAUGCACCAUAAAGCAAAAAGAGAUAAAUGAAAAUGUGUAGCCUAUUAGAGUUUCAAUAAAAGAAAGAAGAACUUGUGAAAUGCAAUAAGUAAUAAGAAAUCAAAAUUUGGAGGUCAUUAACAGAAAAUAUAUGAAGUACUCAAACAUAUCAAGAUGGAAAUCUAUAACUGGAGAUAUUCCACAGGGAUCCAUACUGGGACCUCUGCUGUUUUAAUAUAUGUAAGUGAAUUUGAUGAAAAAUGGAGAUGGGUUUGUUAGUAAGAUUGCAGAUAAUAUACAGAUUGAAUAGUGUAGAAAGGAUGCAGUGAGUUAUAGAAAAUAUGGGCAAAAAAACAGUACAUGGAGUUUAACCCAGUCUAUAUGAGGAGUUGCAGUUUGGGAGUUCAAGUGUAAAGAGACAGUACACUGUUAAUGACAAGAUCCUUAACACUGUUAAUGUACAGCGGGAUCUUGGGGUCUAAAUCCGUAGCUCCCUGUAAGCAGCUUCACAGUAUGAUAGAUACUUUAUUCAUCCCCAAGGGGAAAUUCAACAUUUUUCCAGUGUCCCAUACACUUAUUGUAGCAAAACUAAUUACAUACAGUAUCUUAACUCAGUAUAAAUAUGAUAUGCAUCUAAAAUCACCCACCCAAAAAGCAUUAAUAAAUAGCUUUUAAAAAGUUCUUAAAUAGUUUACUAAAGUGCAUUGAGUGGUAACUUAAGCUCAGUCCUAACCCCGGCACUUUAACAUGUCUUGCCCCUGGUGGUUGAAUUGUAGAGCCGAAUGGCGUUGGGGAGUAAUGAUCUCUUCAUCCUGUCUGAGGAGCAUUGCAUUGACAGCAACCUGCCGCUGAAGCUGCUUCUCUGUCUCUGGAUGGUGCUGUGCAGAAGAUGUUCAGGGUUUUCCAUGAAUGACCGUACUCAGCGCCCUCUGCUCUGCCACCGAUGUCAUACUCUCCAGUUCUGUGUCCACGACAGAGCCCGCCUUCCUUACCAGCUUAUUAAGACGUGAGGUGUCCCUCUUCUUAAUGCUGCCUCCCCAGCACGCCACCACAAAGAAGAGGGCGCUCUCCACAACUGACCGAUAGAACAUCUUCAGCAUCUCACUACAAACAUUGAAUGACGCCAGCCUUCUGAGGAAGUACAGUCGACUCUGUGCUUUCCUGCACAGGGCAUCUGUGUUGGCAGUCCAGUCUAGCUUCUCGUCUAACUGCAGGGUUCCAUAGGCGGCAUAUGGCAUGCUUGCCUUUGUUAUUCAAGGAAUUUUCUUCAAUAAUUGGAAAGCUAUUUUACAGCAUCAUAAAAUUUUGUUUAGUUCACGUCUGGAGUAUUGCAGCCCCAUUAAAGGAAGGAUGUUGAGGCUUUGGAGCAGGUGCAGACCAGGAUGUUGUCUGGAUUUGAAGGCAUACAAGGAGAAGUUGGACAAACUUGGGUUGUUUUUCUGGAGAACCAGGGGCUGAGAGCAGAUCCGACAGAGGUUUCUAAGAUUACGAGAAGCAUAUCUAGUGCAGGCAGCAAGCAUCUUCUCCCACAGAGCUGAAAUAUCUAAUACCAGAAGUCAUCCAUUUCAGAUGAGGGGGUUAAAUUCAAAGGAGAAGUACAAGACAAGAUUGAUCACUGCUUGGACUAUGCUGCCUGGGAUGAUGGUAGAGGCAAACAAAAUAGAGGCAUUAAAGAGGUUUCUAGAUAAACACAUUAACGUGCAGGAAAUGGAUGAAUAUGAUCAUUUUGUAGGCAGAGGGAGUAGUUCAGUUUGGCUAAAUGUAAUUACUAACUCAAUUAGUUCAGCCAAAUUUGUGGGCCAAAGAGCCUGUUUCUGUGCUGUUCCAUGUUCUAUCAGGUAGCUUCUGUGGUGAAGGAAAAAGCAUUUUAGGUUGAUGGAUCUUCCAUCAAAAGAGAUUUCAAUAUGCAAGUUUUGUAGAGAUUUUGGCAUCCAAGGAGGUAAUUGUCUAGGAUCAUUAAACAGGAAGGAUUUGGAAGCUAGCCAGAUACUAGACAUCAGUAUUAUUUGAUAUCACUUUCAGUUUAUUGAUCUCUUGAAUAGGAAACAACAAAUUGUUAAUCUUCUUUAGUUAUGAAACCAUAUAGUAGUAGUCUCUCGAAGUCUGAGGAAGACUAAUGUGUUGCGCAGUCAACAUCUGUGGGCACACUUAUGACUUCUGAGGCUGAAGUCCAAAGCACAGAUACAGUCACAGAUGGGGCAAGGAGCACUGCCUGUUGGGGCAGGAGUGGACGCCUUCCUGUGACUUUCUUGACUCGCCUUGAGGCGCUGCAUGUGCCAAUUGGUUUGGAAGUUGUUUGCGCCACUUGGACCGAUCAGCAGCAGUGUGUUCGAGAUCUCAGGGCUGGAGUUUGGCCCACUUAAGGUUUGACUUGAGGUUGUCCUUGUACCUCUUCCUUGGUCGACCUUGGGCACGGUUGCCCUGCUCCAGUUCUCCGUAGAACAACUGACGCAGCAUUCUGGACUCAUCCAUGCGGAUCAAAUGGCCGGUCCAACUGAACUGAGUCUUCAAAGCCUUGGCUUCAAUGCUUGUGGAAUUGGCUCGGUCCAGGACUGUCAGGUUGGAGAUAUGGUCUUGCCAGUGGAUUCGCAUGAUUGAUCGCAGAGCGCGAUUGUGGAAUUGUUCAAACUGUUUGUCAUGUCUGUGAUACAGUGUCCAGGUUUCACAGCCAUAUAGAAGUGAUGGAACCACAACAACAUUGUAAACCUUCAGUUUAGUGGAGAGGUGAAUGUCUUUGUGCUGCAGAACUUUGACCCGGAGCCUUCAGAGUGCCUGGCUUGCUUUCUGGAUCCUUGACAUGAUUUCUUUAUCAAGGGCACCGUCACUGGAGAUGGUACUCCCCAGGUUUUUGAAGUUGUCAACGUUCCGUAGUUGUGUGUCAUCGAUGGUGAUGCAUGGCUGUGGUGGGGCGCUGUUAGGUGCCGGCUGCAGGAGGACCUCUAUUUUACCGAGGCUGAUUGCCGAACAAUUUAGAUGCGGGGGAGAAUCUGCUGACCAUUGUUUGUAGGUGGUCCUCUUGGUGCGCCAUGAGUGUGCAGUCAUCUGCAAAGAGCGCUUCUAUGAACAGCUUUUGGAGGGUCUUUGUGUGUGCUGCAAGGUGAUAUAGGUCAAAGAGUGACCCGUCCAGGUGGUAUUUGAUAUAAAUGCCCAGGUUUAGGUCUUUGACGGCAUGCAUCAAUAUUUGAGUGAAGAAAAGGUUGAAAAGUACUGGUGCAAGCACACAGCCCUGUUUAACGCCGUUGGAGAUGUCAAAUUUCUCGCUAGAUUCGUCAGCUGACAGAAUCUCUCCAGUCAUGUUGUCAUGGAAGAGGCGUAUGAGGUUGAUGAACUUUGGAGGGCAGCCAAGUUUCCUGAGGAUGAUCCACAAGUCUUCUCUGUUGACAGUAUCAAACGCUUUAGUUAGAUCAAUGAAGACAAAGUACAAGUUCAUGUUCUGCUCCAGGCAUUUCUCCUGCAUUUGUCUAACAGUGAAGAUCAUAUCCACAUUACUGCAUUUAGGCCGAAAGCCACAUUGCGAUUCUGGGAGGUUUCCUUCAGAUACUGUUGAAAUAAGUCCAUUGAGGAUGAUCAAGCCAGGAUUUUGCAGGCGAUGGAAAGUAGGGAGAUGCCCCAGUAGUUCCCACAGUCUGUGCGUGGGCCUUUGUUUUUGUAUAGGACGACUAUUGCAGCAUCCCAAAGGUCAGGUGACAUUACUUCCUCUUCCCAGAUACUGACCAGGACGUCCUGGAAUGCUGCAAGUGACUCCUGGGUGAGGGCUUUGAACAGUUCUGCGGGAAUGCCAUCCUUGCCUGGUGCUUUACCACAGCUCAUCUGAUGGCUGUGCUGAUCUCUGUCAGGGAAGAGGAGUUUGUUGAGGUGCUCAUGGACUGGGCUCUGGGGAAUCUGGUCGAGUACUGACUGGUCAACAGUGGAGGGGCGGUUCAGGAGCUGACUGAAGUGUUCCUUCCAUUUGGUGUUGAUGCCCUUUUUGUCCUUGAUAAGCGAGGAUCCAUCUGCAGAAAGCAGAGGAGCUAUGCUUGACUCUGAGGGACCAAAGACAGACUUGAUGGCAUUGAAGAACUGCUUGGUGUUGUUUGUGUCAGCAUAGUGCUGAACCUCAUCCACCUUCUUAUUCCACCAUGUGUCACGCAUUAUACGGAUUUCCCUUUGAGUGAGUGCCUGAUAGAACUUGAAUCUGUCCUUUUUGCAGGUGGAGUUCGGGUCAUCCUGCCAUUCUUUGAAUGCCUUGUGAGUAGGCAAUCGAUGAUGGUGCUAUUCUCAUUGAACCAAUCUUGGUGGAUGCGCUUUCUGCGGCCUAGGGUUGAUUUUGCCGUUUCAGUUAUAGCAUUUUUGAAGUGGCUCCAUUUCUGGAUUAGGUUACCUGUGAGUGGCUGGUUUGUUGAUAGCUUCUGUUUAAGAGCAUUUUGAAAUUCGCGUAGACACGGAGGGUGCUGAAGUUUGGAGGUGUUAAAGGAUGGCCGUACUGCCUUUGGACGCUUUUUGUGAGAUUGAACGAUGUGUAGCUUGAGGGUGGUAUGGAGGAGUCUGUGGUCCGUCCAACACUCUACUCCUCGCAUGGCUCGUGUGAUGACUACGUCUCAGAUGUCACGUUGACGGACAAUGACAUAAUCGAUCAGAUGCCAUUGUUUGGAUCUAGGGUGCAUCCUUGCUGUCUUGAAUUUGUUGGCCAUUCUGAACACCGUGUUCGUGAUAGUGAGGUCACACUCUUCACAUUUGCUGAGAAGCAGAAGGCCAUUGCUGUUCAUCUUCCCGACUCGUGUCUGCCAAGCACUCCACUCCACUGGUCAUGGUCUUGGCCGACUCGGGCUUUAAAAUCUCCCAGCAAGAUCAGCUUAUCACUGGCUAUAAGAGAAACCAUGAAACCAUGAGAGAUCUAUAUCUCCAGCAUUAACUUUUGGCAGCAGGGUCAUAUUGGGGUUGGGAAUUUUAAGUAAUAUAAAGAUAUUAUUAUAUUUUAUUCUAAGGAGUUUAAAAUCAAAUUACAUGCAUGAUGAGAAUGUUAUUUACAGGCAGUCAGAGCAUUUCUGCAGGAUAGAACUUGGCACUUAUUACAUCUAUUUGAUACAUUUAAGCUCAAUUAGCAAGAUAUUCCAGAGCAUAAAUUGCAUGCAAUAUUAAGCUCAUUUAAAUGCAAGGUGGUCGAUGUGGUUGCCUUAAACUGCAUAGCUGGAGAAAAUGGAUCAUGUUGUUAGAAACUGUUUUAUGAACAAUUUAAUUAAACAGUCACUAGAUUUGCAAAUCUGAGGGUACGGCACAAGUCACUAUUUUUUGGUUCCUGCUAAACUGGAUAGGUUGAGACCUUUGCAGGAAACUGGGGGAAUUGGACGAACAUUCUACUUAUGGAUAGUCUACCAAUUUCAGAGAGAAACAAGCCAUUGACAAGAAGAGUGUUACAUAAUGUAUUAGAAGGAAUACUUAACAAACUCAUUGCUCAAAAACAGUGACUCUCUGUGCUCAUCUUGAGACCUUUGGAUCUUUAACUGUCUUACAUUACAACACUAUACGAUUGAAGUUGUCACAUCCGGUGACAGGCUCUCCUUUCAUCGCAGAAAGACUGGCCAAUUGCAACAGUGGCUAACUAGUUCUUUUGCAUAGAUGUCCAUCUGUCUGGAUUUGACCUUUUGUGUAAUUAGCGGUAGGGUUGCUGGCAUUGUUUUUAAGAAAUAGUGAACACAUUGGCAGCGAUUGUUUAGCCGCAGGAGAAAGAAUUGCAGCAAUUCCUGGAAGUUUCCAUUGUAAUGAUUGUGCCGAGGCAAGAUUCAAUUGCUUUUUGUUUAGGUCAAUGGUCAGAGUGUUGAUCUCAGGAUCCCAGUCAUUGUCUGUUAGGGAGAUCUGAGACAAACACUGUCCUUAAAAUAUUCAGCUCAUUGCAGGAAAGGCCUCCCUUUAGCAGUAUAAAAGUACACAGGAUAACAUACUUUGCACUGUCCCAUAGGGUGCCAUAUCCCCAGCACAGCAUUACAAACUCAAACUCUUCCCAUAUUAUUUAAGUAAUGAUGCACUGAGCCGUUGUACUAACAUUCUAUUUGCGCUCUUGUCCUUGGGAAUGCACCCUGAGAACCAAGUUAAGUAUCCAAUAGCAGCUGAGAUUAGAAGCAAAACAGUUCUGGCUUAUCUUACUGCUCAUUCCUCAACUAUCAGUGACAAAAUUCUCUGGUUUUUCAAUACAAACACACAAAACAAAUGCCAUUUAAAAACUGAUCACUCUUAAAUACGGUGUAGUGUCUAACAGCCACAUAAGUGCACAUGACUGACGCUAGUUAGAAUCUGUUUGGGAAAACAGUUUCCUGGCCUCAUUUAAAUGGAGGGAGUUUCUGCCUGGCAAUUUUCUCAAUUAGUUUUUGUUCUUUAAGAGUUGUCCCAAAUAAGUGGCUGUCCCAAUUAACUGGAAUCUUAAUUCAAAUUAAAUUUUAAUGAUCAAGUCUCUAUUAGGGAAUGUGUAUUAGCUUGCUUUGAAGAUUGAUGGAACAUCUGCUGUGCUGAGGUUGGAGUGGAGGGGAACACAUGGAGGGGAGUAUUCUACUCCCACAGCAAGGAGUUUUAUUUCUAUUGACCUAAAGUAUUGAGUAGAGGAGUUAGAGUGUUCUGUUGAAUUUGUACAAGACACUGGUGAGACCUAAUUUGGAGUAUUGUGUGGAGUUCUGGUCACCUCCCUACAGGAAAGAUUUCAAUAGGAUUGAAUGAGAGCAAAAAAAAUUUACAAGGAUGUUGUUAGGACUUAAGGACCCAAACUAUAGUGAAAGGUUGAGUAAAGUUAGGACUUUAUUCCCUGGAGCAUGGGAGAAUGAGGGUAGAUUUGAUGGAGGUAUACAAAAUUAUGAGGAAUAUGGAUAGGGUAAAUGCAAGCAGGCCUUUUCCAUUGAGGUUGGGUGAGACUAGAACUACAGAUCAAGGCUUAAGGGUGAAAGGUGAACUAUUUAAGGGAACAUGAGGGGUUACUUCUUCAAUCAGAGGGUGGUGAGCGUGGAACAAGCUGCCAGCAGAAGUGGUGGAUUCAGGUUCACUUUCACUGUUUAAGAGAAGCUAUGGGAGUAGCUGGUGGAGGGUCUUAUGAGCAACCUGUGCAUAUCAUAAGCACUGGUUAUGCGAUCACUGACAUUAGGCAAACAAUCUCUGAAGAGUAUUGAUAACGGCUGGGAUCACCCAUCUUGUAAAGACACUGCCCAGAAGGCAGCAGCGGCAAACCACAUUUGUAGAAGAAAUUUUCCAAGAACAAUCACGGUGAUGGAAAGACCACGAUCACCCAGAUCAUACAACACGGCACAUACGAAUGUACGGACAUGGAUCUGAGGAGUAUGGAGGCCUGUGAUCUGGGUGCAAAUCAAUGAAACUAGGCAGAUUAAUAGUUUAGUACAGACUAGAUAAGCCAAAGGGCCUGUUUCUAUGCUAUAGACUAUGACCCAAGACAAAUGACUAAACAUUGAACAUGAUCACAAGAACUUUGAUGUUUGCUUUGAAUGAAACUAGUUAAACUGAACUCAGUAAUGUCUAGUGCAAAGUAAAGUACUCACCAGCUCUCUCACCACUGAAGCCCAUUGUAUUCACUGCUGGAGAAAAGACUCUGUGGACUUAACAAGAUGUUUUAUAAUCUAUAGUUACUCUUGGUUCUCCAGAUCAUUUUAUAACCAACUUGCAGCUCUGAUUUUACAACAUUAACUAGUGUAAAGGCCUAUAUUGUAUUAUUCUAUGACUUUACGACCGAACUCAAAUAAACUUAAAUCUGAAUUGUACACUUGGCUUUUCAUUUAGAUUGUAUGAAAUAGGCAUAAGAAAUGUUUAUCUUUCAGA
Messenger RNA from Hypanus sabinus (Atlantic stingray), 10061 nucleotides. RefSeq names its product coiled-coil domain containing 169 (gene ccdc169). The record is from RefSeq and is a predicted model, not a curated record. Bases 1 to 675 code for a protein of 224 amino acids. Lineage: Eukaryota; Metazoa; Chordata; Chondrichthyes; Myliobatiformes; Dasyatidae. The transcript is spliced from 8 exons.